Messenger RNA from Aspergillus calidoustus, 1371 nucleotides. NCBI's taxonomy places the organism in Eukaryota, Fungi, Ascomycota, Eurotiomycetes, Eurotiales, Aspergillaceae. The record is from the annotation of a GenBank genome assembly.
AUGGAAGAGAACCACAAAAUCACCCGAACACUUCGCGCCCAUCAUGAUCUUCUGGACGAGGUCAAAACCACUCUUCUCAGUAUCUGCGAGAGGCUUUCGACCCCGCAUUUCAAAUCCAUCAGCGACACCCUCUCGGCACCAAAGCAUGUUGUGGCGUUGAUCUUGGCUCUCAGCAAGGAUCUGGCCGAAUGGGUAACAGACCACCAUGAACUGAUCGUGCAGCAGAGUCAAGUAGUGCAGCAUAAUCGCAUCCUAGAAGCCCACGAGGCAUUGGUUAGACAGGCGAAGCAGAUGGCGGAAAAGCAGAAGUAUCUGGAGUUUGAGAAUGACAUCUACCGGAGGAUGUUCAAGGAGCCUGAGGAUCCCAAGGAUAUCGCGCAGUUGAGAAUAGCAGGGCUGGCGAGGCCAAACUCAUCGCAUACUAGGGAGGCUGAGCCGAGGGCUCUGAUGCUCCCGGUCUCUCGUCUCCGCCAGGCACGAGAUCACGAGGUUGGUACAAAGGCUACGACGAACAAGAAGGUUCACGUUGGAUCAAAUUCAAGUCGGUCGGACAACAAAGAAACGAGGUCUACUGACGGCGGACGACACACGGAAGCGGCCAGGGCGGCCGAGGUAAACUCUGUGCCUUCCAGUUCCUUGGCCGUCGACGUUCAACAGACGGACACGGCCCAGGAGGAGACUCACGACUGGGACAGCACAGAAUCCGACAAAGGGCCCAUGCGCGACGCUUCUGGCCAGCCUACCAAAGAUUUGGACAAGGCAGACAAUAUGAUCAGCCCCCUGACCAAGCUCCCAGAUAUCAUGAGUUUCGCAGCCCCGGCGGGAAGCAGAGGAGGAAACAGGACGUUCAUCUACGAGUUCAGUGACAUCGUGUUGUUCAAGCCGAAUCCUCUUUAUCCGCCGCACAGUGGUAAGAUAGUCUCAGGGGUGGAACCGGGAACGAGUGUGACCGCGACCUGUCCAGGGAAACCCAAUAUACGAGUAUCUCUCGCAGCGGACCACGAUGCCUUGGUUCAGCGUCCGUCGCCCACACGGUUGGUGUACCCAGCGGCUGACAUCAACGUCUCGCAUCCGAAUGGCAGGAUGCGGACAAAGCUGGGUCUUCCGCUGCCGAUGACGCUCGAGGAGCUUCAUGAUGGUGCCGCAAAGGAAGUCGUCCUUUUCAGAACGGACCCCAACACCGAGGGAAGUAAAAGAAAGCAAUUCACCCUGGAUAUCCGCGUGAAUCGGGGAAUGAAUGCCGGACAGGAGAUCCAGAAGACGGUGGAAUUGAAGGGCAUGCCAAAUGCACCAUCGUGUUCAAGAUAUACGAGGUACGUCCAAUUAUUCCCUCCGCCCCGUGAUACUUCAUCUCGUCCGUCCCGAUCCUAA